AAUGGUACUCACGAUCAAUCAAUCCGUUUGAUAUUGUCGAAGGGGAUUAAAAUUCCGAUGAGUGGGUAAUCGCGUUAAUACAUGGUGGUUACUGAUACCGUGAGAACUUCAAGGGUACGAGACUAUUUUCAAAAGGUGUUAAGAGUCCAAUUCAGUUGGUGCUUUCUCCGCGUUGAAGGUAUUCCAGGGCAAAGAGAAACUGACAUUAGUUAUUUUAUUACGUCAUUUCCAACGAUCGUUUGAAUUUGUGAGGACUGAACAUGAAGGUUCGAGUGAUUGUUCUGAAUAUUUUGCUGGUAAUUGCGGUGCAUUCCUCAGCGCCUGAAAUACCACCCGGACAACGAGUGUUUCUUUCCCUACCAGAAAAUGAGAGAAAAGAUUUUCUCACAUUUUCCCUGGGCGACGGCUACCAAAAAAAUGAAACCCACAUCCAGCGCUUACCAGACAUUCGUUUUCCCGACGCCCUCGGAAUUUCCGAGGAAUUAGUCGACAAAUUUCAGAAAUUGCCGGUACCUGAAAAUUUUACCACGAAUUUGUACGUCUGGGUCAAAUCUCAAUUUAAACUCAGCCAGUCGGAUCUUCGUCAACUGAUUGUCUAUCGACAGGUGUGUCUGGACAAUGGAUCGUGCAUUGAGCUCGACGACAUCGGUGGAUUAUGCUGUCCCUUCUGAGAAUAUGCAAUCAUGUGAUAAGAACGGGAGAUGGAUUAAAAAUUCAUAUAAACGUUAUUUAACGCUCGUCAGAAAUAAAAAAUUCAAAGGAAAACGUAAAAAAAAUUGAUGACACCAGGUUCGAUAAACCGCGAUUUGAACCUCGUUUCGGUCGGUUUUCAGGUCCAGCACAGCAAAAACAAAUGUCUUAGUUUCACACAUCUUUUGUAGACAUUUUUCAGACACCAAAAAACGUCUGAAUAGAAUGAAAAUUUGUUUGAAUUUCAAACACGUAGUUGAGUUGUUAAGGGGUUUCAUCGAGAAUGCUCUAGAAUUUUUCAGAAGUUCCUACGUUGCUUAAAGGGUGACGUUAGCAACUUGUUUACAAAUUGUAAGAAAAUAUAGAAUGGAAAAUCAGUAAUUCGAUAGCAUAAGAAUUAUGAAAUUACGAUAAGAAAUUUUUGAAUAGUGAGCGUUAGAAUUGUUCAAUGAUCUACUCAAUAACAUCGUGGCCGUCUCCCCCCAUGCCGUCAUGAUUGUAAAUGGCGAUGGUACGACAAUUAUGGCGAUAUUUACUCCGAUGACAUUAGCACACUAGUUGGAGCAACUAUUGUACGCUAGUUUGAGCUUCAUUGCAACCAUAAACCGAUAAUUUUAUCAACAUGAAGAGCGAUAUUAACUAUCAUAUCGAGUCCCAUUGACAACUGCGGCAUCAUUUCCAAUCAUGACGGUAGUCAAUCGCAAUGUAAUUGGCUGAAGUAUUGAAAAAUUCUAACGUUCACCAUUUGAAAGUCUAUUAUCGGAAUUUAGUAAUUGUUGUCUCAUUGAAUUCCCAAUUUUCGAUUCUAUAUCUGCCUGAAAUUUAUAAACCAAAUGCUGAUGUCACCCUGUAUUUCCACGACAAAACACAAAUCAAUUUUCGAGUUCGCUCAUUAUAUCGUUUUUCGAUUGAAGUGAUUAAGGAAAUAACAAGACAGAAGUCACAUUUUUUUGCAAAAAAAACUUUAUCUGCACUUUGCAACGUAAAUAAUCUAUACGUUAAUCAACACAAUGGAACAGUUAGCACAAUCGUUUAUUGAGUCUAUUCGUCUAUUUCUUUCGUAACUAUUUUAUUGUUGUUUACUGUUUUCUAUUUUUAUUUUUAUUAUUCGUCGAUCGAACCUAAAUAUUUCUAGACAUUCCGAUACGUGACAAUAAUCACGUACCUCUAGUGGACACUUGCUUUCAUAUUUUAUUCUGUUUAUAAAAAUAAAGUGAUUUACAAACAUUCA
Diachasma alloeum is the source of this 1921-nucleotide messenger RNA. RefSeq lists its product as uncharacterized. The coding region runs from base 261 to 671 and encodes 136 amino acids. The transcript has 3 exons. The record is from RefSeq and is a predicted model, not a curated record. NCBI's taxonomy places the organism in Eukaryota, Metazoa, Arthropoda, Insecta, Hymenoptera, Braconidae.